Messenger RNA from Histoplasma capsulatum G186AR, 4638 nucleotides. RefSeq lists its product as uncharacterized. The transcript is spliced from 3 exons. The coding region runs from base 1 to 4638 and encodes 1545 amino acids. NCBI's taxonomy places the organism in Eukaryota, Fungi, Ascomycota, Eurotiomycetes, Onygenales, Ajellomycetaceae. Gene Ontology annotation, molecular function: guanyl-nucleotide exchange factor activity. The record is from RefSeq and is a predicted model, not a curated record.
AUGACCUCCAUUUCUACUUCCGUUGCGGGCCUACCCCUCGAGCAACUUACACUCUACCAUGCCGUGGAUCCUAUUCUCUCGUCAGUUCUCAUAUUCCACGGUCCUGUCGUAACAGCCAAUUCCACUGUUCGGAGCUCGCGUUUCCAAGCACACAUUAUCGCGCCUGGUGGGGUCCAGAGCUACCCUCGACUUACAAUAUCUCCAGCAGGCCCGCUUUAUGCUGCAGUCAACCACCUUCCACUGGACAAGCAAGGCGAUGAAAUAUACAGAGGGUUAGCUGUUUGUCUUUUGAAAUAUUUUAGCGACCUCUCUGAGCCGGUCAGAUAUGUACUGCUAGGCACUGCGCGAUCGGGAAAUCUGGCCGCGCGAUUGCCAAACGCCUUCGACGAAUUUCAUGCUGCAGAGUUAGCGAAUAAAAUGGCGAAGGUAGAGGACCCUACAGACGCUAUCCGCGAUCUCAGAGACGCAUAUAGUGACAGAAUUGUCCCAUGGAUUGAUGUGGAUCUCGUUUUACCCCCUGGCGCCAUCGCAAUCGCCAAUGGUUCCCGCAAUUCCGACGUUGAAGUCGAAUCCCAAGGAGAUCUCACGAGCCAAUAUGGAAAGUAUAGUUCGCUGGUUGAACAUCUUGGCGAACCGGUAUUCCUACCCAGUUCGAAACUGCGGCGAGCCCCUUCUCAACCCUUAAACGCGAGAAAAUCAAAAUUGUUCUCUGCCGCCCAAAAAGAGGCUCUCCGACUAGCCAUGUGUGAAGCUGUAGAUACUGAGGAAAGAUACGUUGGAAAAAUGUACGACUUGGUACAUAAUAUCAUUCAAAGAUUUUCCCAGAAAGCUGCCGAUAAGCCACCAACAAGUACAAGCCCUGAUGAGACUGCAUUGAAGCAGCUUUUUCCUCCCUGCCUGAAAGAAAUCCUUGAGGUUAACAUGGGGUUCUUGGCCGAAAUCCGCGAGAUACUCGAACAGACGGAGAAAGAUGCUCUUGAAGAUCUGUCAGGAGACACGCACAUCGACUUGUCGUCAUUUCGCAGGGACGCUGCAGGAAGGAGAAGUGAUCCCAUAGGCAUUAUCAAGUUUGCCCAUGCCCUCCUGGAAUGGUUCCCAAAAUUCUCCAACCCAUAUGGAGAUUACAUGCACGCUCACCAUGGCUUUUCUCAAACUUUGAGUUCCUUUCUCAAUGAUAACCAAUCAAGUUUCUCUAAGAGAGUAUACGAGACUGGAGAGCAGAAGAUGCGCUCGGUGUUAAUGGAACCCGUUCAGCGCCUCCCUAGAUAUAGCCUUCUUAUCGAUGCUAUGACUAGUGCACUUCCCUCUGUCCACCCAGCUGUUAAAACACUCCUUAAGGCUCGCGAUAUUAUCACAGAAAUUUGCUCGCUAGAUUCACAUUCUGCAAAGGACAAUUCCAGAGAUCUGAAACGACUCCAGCGACUAGUUGAAGACUUUCCUGCCGCCAGCAUGCCUUCUGGAAGAUUGAUUACCGCGGUUGAUUUCUAUGACUUACCACCGCCUUAUCAUCCGUGCUCACCUGAAGAAAGUUUAGAUUCAGGGAUUCUGUUGCUUUAUGGAGACUACUUGAUCUUGCUAUCUAAAACAUUUGAAAGCAGAAUGACCGCUCGUGGUCUUUAUGCUGAGCUCGACAAACCUCCUGUUGUCCCCUAUGAUGAGGGACCGGCGCCUUUCGAACUUAAAUUUUUACAAGCACUGCGGAUAACUAACCUCCGCUGCUCCCAAUCGGUAUGCGGCCGUAUCCUAUAUCUUACCCCGGCGGGAAACUUUGUGCAGAAUGAGCGUUCUCGCUCUGCAUCCGCGAUGCACGCUUUGGAACUCUUGUCAAACUAUGAGGGUAAAGCUGGGCGUUUGAUUGAAGAAAUCACCAAGGCCCGAAUCGAAGGACGGUUCUCUGAGGAGUACCGUGAACAUAGCAAAUGGAGCCUUCGCAGUUUUAAGGGCGUUUCUUCAGAUUUGGGCAUUUUGAUAUCCGUAUUCGAGGAUGAACCAAAAAACGUUGGUGGCCAAUACUUAUCCUCUACAGUUAAACUCAUAUCUGACGGAACAAAAACCGUUAUGUCGAAAGAGUUGAGCCGGCCGGGCGUGGAGGUUAUUGCCUCGAUCUCUCAGUCUGGGAUUGGCAUGUACAAGAUGGAGACAGAAUCUGUAGUGGGCCUCUCCUCAGUAGAUUCCUUUUCUGCUGAAGAGUUUGCCUCAGUUUUGUCCAAUCGACUUAACAACGUCCUUCGCCCAUUACAUCAGCCUGAGAAUCCCAUUCUUACUUCGGCUAUUUUAAAUACUAACUUCAACAUUAUUCGUUCGAUCGCCAGUUAUAUUCUGGAGCACGCAAAAUCGGGGCGAGGAUUUAGACCUCCUUCCCCAUCUAAACUUCUAUCAAACUUUUGGAACGGCAGUCCGAAAGGCUCGUUACCACCUCCCAGAUCACUUUUUCCUGCCCCUAUUCUAAGAGAAAUUCCGCAAAUCCUUCCGCCAGCAUUAGACCACUCCAAUACCCUGGCCACUCCGCCCAAAACGGGGAACGGCGGCACCCUAAUCGGAGUAAGUUCGGGGGAGGGCACUCCAGAUAUUUUUAAGUCUCUAGAAGAGACAUUUUCUGCCUACGUUAUUGCAAUUCGUUCGAGAAGUGGGAAUAUUGUUGGUCGCAUACUUCGAAUGCGGAGGCAGGCUGACCCCGCCACGAUAAAUGAGCUUUACAAUGCACUUUUAGAGGAUGCUGGAAAGAUUCAGCUGGCUGCCGAAUCUCCAGUUGACGUUUUGUUUGUGGCAUUUGAAACCUUCAUGGCGAAUUCCUGGAACGAACAUAUUGGCCCCAUAAUUUCUCCAGACGCGUGGGAGGCCAUACAGUCCAAGUUUGAUUCAAUGUCUCCCGGAGGUUUUGAAAACUAUUUCCACCAGUUCCUGACAGAAAUGAGUCCUCAGAAUCGCCGAGCUCUCACAGUGCUGGUGAAAUUGCUCGCUGAGCUGCUUGAUGCUUCUGGUAAUGAUGGUGAUCGCGGUGCUCUUACAGCAACUUUCUCUGAAAUUUUGACUGAUAAGGGAAACGCCAUGGAGCAUAUAUCGCUCCUUGAUCGUCUUGUAGAGGAUUUUGACCGGUUAUUUGACGAAAGCAGCACUCCCGGUGCGCCGAUUGAAGGGAUUCUAUUAAAUGACCAUGCGAGCCCGUUUUCCAGGGCUCACUCUGUGAAUAACGGAUCGACAAACCAUGGGUCCAUAAGCUCGAACACAUCUUCGCUUCGAAAGAGGUUUGGCUUUGGGAGUACUCGAGACCGUGGUAAAUCCGAGAGCGAAGGAAAAGUUAGUUCUAUAAUUCGAACACUUAGCAAAUCCAAAGCACACGGAGAAACAGACUCUCAGCCAUCAAGUUUUUCAAAGGCAUCUAUUUUUCGAUCUAGAUCUAUCGACAUCGACUCGCGCUUAAACAGUUUGUUGCGACCUGUGUCACGGGAACGCCUUCUCGCACAUGGCAUUUUUUCUGCAUCCGCAGAGGAUCAGUCAUUACGCCCAAACAGUGCUCACAGCAAUGCUCCUACACUUGCAUCUAUUGGUGAGGUUCCCACCACGGAUAAACCUGUAACGAUAAGGAAAAAGAGGCGAAGCUCGUUGUCUGAUUUGAAAGCUUUGCCGGCCACAAAUGUUUCAACUUUGCUGCCUCCAAUUGAUUUGAGGCGCCCGCUUACUCCGGCUUCCCCUCCGAAUGCCACAACCUCACUGGAUCCUUCAUCUCCGCUUCAGCAGGACGAUAAGACUGGACCGCAAACUUUGAAAAAGAUAGUUCCUGCAACUUCGUCUCCUUCACGACCCCUAGUAUCAUCUAGUAAAGAGAAUGCUCCCCCGACACCGAGAACUACGCUCGGGAAUAAAGUCUCAAAUAGAAAGUCAAACUCAGCCAUUCCACUCCAGCUCAGCCCCAAACGACGUUCGGAAGGCCUAUCCUAUAUUCCAUCUCCUAGAAACAAUCUAUGCAAGGAUCGAGUUGUUUUACCCAACCCGACGGAUAUGUAUAACGGGAGGCCUCAGUCAUCUUCAUCGAUUCCUCGAACCCCAAAACUGCGAAUGCAGAAUCCCCAAAAGUUACGCGAACGUCUUCAGAAUGAGAAAAAAGCUAUUGCAAGUGCGGAAUCUGCCAUAAAAGCUGAAAUUUCUUCGCUGGCAGAUGAAAUAUCUACCCCCAGACUCUCUCCGGUAAGGCGACGACCAGGAACUCCAAGAGCGCUCGCGUCAUCCCCGCCGACUUCGAGCUCCACCACAACUCUCCACAGUCGUUCCCGUUCAAUCGAGUCCAAGGUUAAUACUCUGUUAUCAGAAUUGUCAUCAAGAACAAGUGCCCUUGAGAAAGAUAUUGAAGACUCGCUCCUUGUGAGCGAAAGGAGGGCUAAGAAACUUGACGAACUCUAUCGAGAAGCAAGCGCAGAGAACAGCGCCCUUUAUGAACGAUUCAAUGUUGAACUUAGUAAAGUAACUAAGGAAGUACGACUAGGGGCUGGUGAGGAGUCGCUCAAAUCGCAAUUGAAAGAAGCACUGGAUGAAGUGGCUAGGGUGAAAAAGGAGAAUUUGAGGUUAAAAAGGGAGAUUGGAGGGUUGAAAGCGCAGCAGCUUGGUUUUGUCAACGGGGAUGCACCAAAGGGCGAGGAAUGA